Monopterus albus (swamp eel) is the source of this 10203-nucleotide messenger RNA. RefSeq names its product ATM serine/threonine kinase (gene atm). Gene Ontology annotation, molecular function: protein serine/threonine kinase activity; protein binding. Lineage: Eukaryota; Metazoa; Chordata; Actinopteri; Synbranchiformes; Synbranchidae. The coding region runs from base 200 to 9454 and encodes 3084 amino acids. The record is from RefSeq and is a predicted model, not a curated record. Gene Ontology annotation, biological process: DNA repair. The transcript has 64 exons.
GUGUGCGCGGGCGUGUGUGAACGCAUGUCAAGGUGGCAAACUUUUCAAAGACGUCACGCCAAUGGCUCCCACAGCAUUAUAGCGCUUCAGAUAUCAUCUGCACCUGCAAGUCUUUAUGACAGCUUCGUAACGUUAUCAUUAUCAUCAUCCGAGCAGGUAAAAACAAAAACAACUGUGGCCUCAUCCACUGUGACGCACUAUGAGUCUGUCUCUUCAUGAGCUCCUGGUCUGCUGCAGGGGCCUGGAAAAUGACAGAGCAACAGAGAGGAAGAAAGAGGCUGAACGCUUCAGACGACUCCUUCGACAGCCAGAGAUUGUACAGGAGUUGGAUCGAACCUCGGGAUCUAAAGAUAAAACCUCCAAGCAACUGACAUGGGAUGCUGUUUUCAGGUUUCUGCAGCGUUAUGUUCAGAAAGAGACAGAAAGCAUGCAAUCAGGCAAAUCUGUCACAUCGACAACGCUGGCCACUCGGAAGAAGAAGAUGGCUGAAACAUGCAGUUUGAUCAAAUACUUCAUUCGCUAUGCAAACAAACGGGGGCCACGUUUGAAGUGCAGCGAGCUACUGAAACAUGUGAUGGAGGUGCUGCAGAGUUCGUAUAGCUGCUCAGCUUAUGGAGAAGAUUACAGCAGCCUCCUGGUGAAGGACAUCCUCUCUGUCCGCAAGUACUGGUGUGACAUCACCCCAGAGCAGUGGCACAACCUUUUGGACAUGUACUGCAGCUUCUUCAGCUCGUCAUCCAAAUCCAUCAAUCGUGUCUUGGUGAGCAGAGUCAUCCACACAGUGGUGCAGGGCUGCUGCAUGCAGACGAAUGGAUUUAACAACACUCUGUUCAGCUUCUUCUCCAAAGCACUGCUUAAUGCCAAGCAGGAGAAGCACCUGACUGUUUUGGAGCAUCUUGUUUCGGCUCUCAACAUCUUCUUGAGAUCUGCGGCCAUGAACUGUCGGAUGAGGGUGUGCCACCUGGGAGAGGAGCUUCUGCCUUCGAUACUGUACGUCUGGGCAGAUAUGAGACCAAGUGCUGUGUUCAAAGAGGAGAUUGUGAACUUCUUCAAACUGCAAAUAUGUGUGCACCACCCCAGAGGAGCCAAGACACAGGACACAGGUGCUUAUGCUGAGGACUGGGCUCGGUGGCGGAGUCUGCUGUACAACCUGUAUGAUGCUUUGGUCAGAGAGAUUGGCCAUAUAGGCAGCAGAGGGAAGUAUAUCACAGGGAUGAGGCACAUAGCCGUCAAAGACAAUCUCAUCGAGCUCACAGCUGACAUCUGUCACCAGCUGUUUAGUGAUGACAGUGACACCGAUAUGUUAGAGGUGACCCAGGCAUUUGCCACUCAGAUAGGCAGUCCCACCCACGGAACAGCCAGCAAGCGGCGCCGAGUCAAACUGGGCUGGGAGGUCCUCCGGGACCAUCUGCAACCUCAGGACAGUGACUUUGAUGUCAUACCAUGGCUGCAGAUCACUGCAGUGCUCAUCUCUAAAUACCCGUCCAUGGUGCCCAGCCAGGAGCUGGCCCCGCUGCUCUCAGUGUUGUACCAGUUUCUAGCAGAGCAGCGGAGAGGGGAGAGGGGACGCUAUGUGCUGCGCUGUCUGAGGGAGGUGAACCGAUGCCAGGCCCUCUACCCAGAGAGGGCCCAAGUCCACAAGGCUGAGCUCAGUAAGCUGUGGGGGCGGGUGUGGGUCCUUGCGCUGCGAGGGGUCAGCUCACCUCAGGCUGAAGUUCUCAGCCUAGACUUGCUCGGCUCCAUUGUCCAGGAUGGACUGAUAAAUAUGGACAGAGAGUUCUGGAAGCUCUUUUCUGGAUGUGCAUGCAAACCAUCCCAGAGUGCUGCACUCUGUCUCUCCCAGGCCCUGCUAAAGUGUCCAGUCCCUAAAAGUCUCAUAUCAAGCUCAGGCUGGGACUGUGUGGGAGUCGCAGAGGGACCUGGGUCACCGAACCUAAAGGAGAGCCUCAUAGCCUGGUUGCUGAUGACAGAUCAGAGUGAUGAGAUGGAGGAUACCUCUAGACCUCACCCCAUCAUCUGCAGAGAUUUUCCCUACAGUCUAAUAGCGAACAUCCUGGUCUCCCUUACCUUGAAAGACACCAGAGCUGGCCUGAAGUUUCUGCUGGGUGCUGAGGGAGUAGAGUGUGCACUUUUUCAAGAACAAGCAUCCCUCAGCCCCAAAGACAGCCUGGAAGAGAUUGAGAGGCUGUACUUGCAGUUCGGAUUUAACAUGCUGCCCUCACACAUUCGAGGGACUGAAGAGUCAAUGAAGAUGUCACAAACCGACAGCCAAUUCACUGUAGUCCCCAGCCUCAGAAACAAGUUGGAGCAGUCCCUUCUCUGUGUGGCUGACAGCCUACUCAGCUGCUACUCUCCUGAUUCUCAGUCCACCUCUCCAGAGUGUCUGGUGCGCUGUUUCACUCUGCUGACUGGUGUCCUAGCAGGUUAUAUCGCCACCGGAUAUUUGGCUGAGGAGGAGGCCUGCUGCUCACAGCUCUUCACUAAAGCCAAGGCCCUGGCCCAGGAGCUCAAAGAUUUUGUUUCUACUGUGAAAGUGAAAAUGACAGAGGAAGGGACCAUGACCACACUGAGAUCCACCAUGAAGCUCUGCACACAGCCAGCCAGCGGAUUAGACAAGGAUAACGUUUGUUCUGUCUUCUCCCGCCUUUUUAUUAUGAUUUUGCCUGCUACUCUGCUCAGUGAACUGGCAGAGAUCUGCAAACUGUUGUUAAGCAGUGUCUCUAAGAGAGUCAGUGUUGUGGAUGAUGGUGAUCCUAUAGAUGUUGACGGGGAGAUUACCAGAACUCAACAAGGGGAUGAUAUCGACCUGUUUGAGGAUGGUGAAGAGUCCCAUAGCAGCAACAAUGGGACCCACAGACAGAAGGGAGAAAACACAGACACUUCCUAUGGGCCAGGUGCAACAAGCCUGUUAGCAGAGGACCAUCUGGCCCAGCAGGACCUGGCUCUUCUUGCAGUCUUGGAGUUCUUGUGUAAGUGUGGCUCUGCCCAGCCCAUCCACGGCCUCCUUUUUAAACCACAGGAGGUGCGGCGCAGGCUGCUGCUGCUGGUCAAGCAGAUAGACUUCAGCAAAGCCCUCCACAUCAAUAUGUAUCUUAUCCUGUUGAAGAAGCUUCCCACAGAGGACUCUCUCUCUCCAGAGGAAUUUGAUUCGCUGCUCCGUUCUCUGGCUGACCUGUGUAACCUGUACCGUCAGGACCAAGACAUCUGUGCUGCUGUGCUGCUGGGUUUGUUACCUUCCAUCAAGACCCUGGGGAAAACCCAUCACAUGCUGGAGGAGAUGAGACAUGUUAAGGGAUCUUUGCUAGAAGUGGUGUCUGGAUUCUGCUUCCUGAGCCAAACGGGUAAAUGCAUUGCAACUGUGCGAGCUGCUUUAGUACGAUGUCUGGUUGCUUUGCUGGAGGCUGACCCAUGUUGUAAGUGGGCAGUCCUGAGCCCUGGCAGAGAAGAGGGCCGUCCGGUGUCUGUCAUCCUUCCAUCUUACCUUGCAGAUGCCCACCACCAAGUCCGCAUGCUGGUAGCCAUGUCACUGGAGAGGUUGUUUGUGGAGGUGAAACUGGAUCAUCCAGAAGAAAGGAAGAUGUUGCUGCUAAAACACCAGCAGGCUGCUUUUGAAAAUGUUUACCUGAAGGCUCAGGAAGGAAUGAGGCUCCCGAGAAGCAGCUCUUCAGAGGAGCAGCAAGAUGAGGCGUUCAACCGGAAGGCCACCCUGCUGAAGAGUUUGUCCGUUGUGCUGUGUUGUAGCCCCGUGUGUGAAAAACUGUCUCUGUUCGCCCUCUUCCAGUCCUACAAGGAAAACGAUAUCGAGGAACAGCUCAUCAAAAAGAUGUUGUGCAGUGUAUCCAGAGCACUGGGCUACAGGAGCAUAAAAACAUUUGUCAGCUCACACCUAAACUACUUGGUGGCUGAGUGGCUCGGCCAGCGACAGUCUGACGACCGCUACUGUCUUGGAUCUUUCCCCUACACCCUGCUAGACCACAACAUGGUCAAAGAUUUCUAUAACUCUUCCUACCAGGUGCUAAUCCCCCACCUGGUCUUCCUGGAUGACUUUUUAACGGUGAAGUCUAUCGGCAGGUGUCUGGAGAAGGACUGGAAACAGCUGUUGGCCGACUGUUUCCCCAAGAUCAUGGUCAACAUUCUGCCGUACUUUGUCAUAUCUGGUCAUGAUUCACAAGUUACACAGCAGAGAGAGAAGGCCCACAGGGUGUAUGAUCUGCUCAAAGAUGCCAACUGUCUGGGCAAACAGCAAAUUGACAACCUGAUCCAGAGUAACCUGGCAGACAUAGUGGUGGAACUGUUGCUCACUCUGUAUGAAGGAGGCGAAGGUGACAGUGGAGACCUGAAAGGCUUUAUAGGGGAACUGGACCCUGUACCAAACCCACCAUACUUCAGCUCCCACGUCAUCAAAGCUACUCUGGAUUAUCUCAGCAAGUGUUGCAGUGCAAACCACAAGUCUUUGGUAGCCAUUCUGUCAAAAACUCCGAUUUCCAUCCAGAGGAUUCUGCUGGCGAUUUGUGAACGGGCAGCGGAGACGACCAACAGCUAUGAACGUCAUCGUAUUUUCCUCAUGUAUCACCUGUUUGUCAAUCUGCUGCUUAGAGAGUUAAAGGGCGGUCUGGGAGGAUCUUGGGCCUUUGUUCUCAGAGACAUCAUCUACACACUCGUACACCAUAUCAACAGCAGACCAGUCCAGUGUGAUGAGGUUUCUAACAGGAGCCUCUCUCUGUGCUGUGACCUGUUGUCCUCUGUGUGUCGGGCAGCGCUGCAGUUCUGUGAUGACGCUAUAGACUGCCACCUACAGGUCAUUGUUGGAACUCUCACAACUCAGGUGAUGAGCCAGCCUGCCGUCUCACAGCAGGCGCUCAGUCUGUUGCAGUUUCUCGUGAUUGAGAACCAGCAGAAGUUGAAGGGAGCCAUAAGCAGGUUGGAGCCUUUCCCCAACCUCCCUGAAUUCAAACAGCUGCGGUCUGUACAGCAGAAACUCAAGUAUAACAAUGGGACUUUUACACUUAGACAGGAGAUAACCCACUUUCUGUCAGUGACGUCCUGUGACUCCUUACCCCUGACCAGACUGGAGGGACUAAAGGAGCUGACCCGACAGCUGCAUGACAACAAGGGACAGAUCAGAGGGCUGCUCAAAGAGUGCCACGCUGACCCUACUGAUAGUGUGCUGGUGAAGCUGGUUCUCAGUCUGCUACAGCUCUGUAAGCUAGCAGGCAGCCAUCCUGGAGGGGCCAACAUUCUAGAAGCAGCAGGGAGCUGUCUGGGAGAACUGGGUCCAGUGGAUUUCUCCACCAUCGCCCUGCUCCAUGGCAGAGAUCCCCUCUAUGAAAAGGCUGAGUCUCGCUUCACCUCCACUGACUCGCGUUGUCUUUUCAUCAUCCUCAGCUGCAUGAAUGAUGCGCUCACUCAACAGCGUAUUGAGGUGAGGCGGGCAGCAGCUCAGUGUGUGAAAAACAUCCUCGCCGCUCAGUCGGGAGUGGACUUCUGGGAGCAAAACAAAGACAGCCAAGACCACAUGCUGAUUUACCUCAAUCCCUUUAGAAAGGCCAAGAGCAUGGUGAUGGCUGUGAGUGCUGAAGACAGGUCAAAGGCUCGGGAGAGGCUCGAGGAACAGAAGUUUUGGAUUCCUCAGGCGGUCGGCCACAAGGCCUGGCUGAAGGCUCUGUGCGCCACCCUGCUGGACAGCGGUGGUGUCAGGAGUGAGGCGCUGCUAAUGUCGCGACCGCUGUGUCUGGUGAGGGUGGACUGUUGUCAAAAGUUGUUACCUCUCAUCAUCCACUCCAUCCUUCUAGAUGACGUCGACGGUUCAUGGAGGAAGCUGCUCUCGUCCCACAUCCAGGACUUUUUCAGCUUUUGUUCCAGAAGUGCUCAGGCCUGCAGUCGGUCUGCCACACCUCUCAACUCUGAUUCUGAGUCGGACACUGCCAGCCAGGGCUUGUAUGACAAGGCUUCACUGCGUACCAUGCUGACAGUUAUUGACUACUUAAGACAUCAACAGAGACCACUGGAGUCUGAUAGUAAUUCAUGCCCCACGGUGUGCGACUCAAACUUCUGGCUGGAGCUGAACUAUUUGGAGGUGGCCAAAGCUGCUCAGUCCUGCUCAGCUCACUUCACCGCUCUGCUUUACAUUGAGAUAUAUGUUGAUAAAAUUAAAGCCAACAUGGAGGAAAGUUGCAGAAUCAAGUCUAGAGCAACACAGAAGCUCAAUUUUGAAGAGAGUAGCCAGAGCCUCACCAUCUCCAGCCUGACUGAGAAGAGUAUGGAAGACACCAACAUCAGUCUGCAGGAGUUGCUGAUUGAGGUGUAUCGGAGCAUUGGGGAGCCUGAUAGUUUGUACGGCUGUGGAGGGGAGACCAGUUCGUUGACCAGGAUUCGAACCUAUGAGCAUGAGGCUAUGUGGGGGAAGGCCCUGACCGCUUAUGACCUUCACUCUACUCUGCCUGAGGUCACACGACAAGUGGGAAUCGUGGAGGGCCUGCAGAACUUUGGCCUGAGCAGCAUCCUCACGACCUACAUGAGGGGUCUGGAGAGUGAAGGGGUGGAGUGGGGAGCUGAGCUGAGGGAGCUCCGCUUCCAGGCUGCCUGGAGGAUCACCCAGUGGGACUGUGAGCUGUCCGAGAGGAGUGAAAAAUCCAAACCUGGCUUCCAUGAAUCAGUGUUUUGUUCCCUGCAAGCACUGAGGGACAAAGAGUUCUCCACAUUUGAUGAAAUGCUGAAACAGGCCAGGGCUGCAGAAAUGGAAGAGCUGUGCAGAGGAAGCCUAGAGGCUGUGUCUUCUCUGUACCCAGCCCUCAGGAACCUGCAGUGCAUCAGGGAGCUGGAGAGUGUUAAACAGCUCUUCUCCAGGCCUUUUUCAGAUGACACUCUUAGGGACGUUUGCAGUCAGUGGCGUCAGCACUCCCAGCUCCUCGUUAACAGCGACUUCGCUUUAGUGGAGCCCAUUCUGGCAGUCCGCACUGUGGCCCAGCACACCCUGUUGUCCAAGGUGGGAGAAGACCCCACCAGCAGCCAGUACAUCACCUCUGCACUAACAGGCCACCUCAUGGAGCUCUGCCAGUUGGCUCGCAAGGCUGGGAAUACACAGCUGGCAGAGCGGGCAGUUUUCCAGAUGAAGGAGCACGCAGGAGGAGGGUCCUGGGUGUCAUCCCCUGAGUUGUCAUGGCAAUUGGAGGAGGCCCAGGUGUUUUGGGCAAAGAGAGAGCAGGGGCUGGCUCUGGGCCUGCUGAGACGGAUGAUACAUAACCUAGAAGAAAAGGUGGCCUUUGAUCCUGCUCUGGCCCCAGUCCACACUGAGUGUCUCAGGCUUUGUGGAAACUGGUUGGCUGAGACCUGCCUUGAAAAUCCUGGAGUGAUACUGGAGAAGUACCUGGAGAGGGCAGUGGAGGUGAUCGAGGGGCAUUCAGGAGCGCAAGACCCCAGGCUCCAGAGUCAGAGGACUGAGGCCUUCCUGUCUCUUGCCCGCUUCUCUGAUGCUCAGUACCAGAGCAUCGACAAAUACAUGCGCUCCUCUGAGUUUGAGAACAAGCAGGCCUUGCUGGAAAAGGCCAAAGAAGAAGUGGACCUGAUGAAGGAGCGUAGAGUGUCAUCCAACAGAUACACAAUAAAGGUGCAAAGAGAGCUGGAGCUGGAUGAGAAGGCAUUGUCGAACCUGCAGGCAGACAGACAGCGCUUCCUGUGUAAGGCAGUGGAGAAUUACAUCCAGUGUCUGGAACAAGGUGAGGAGCACGACACCUGGGUGUUCCGCCUGGCUUCGCUCUGGCUGGAGAAUGCUGACGUUAAAGCCAUAAAUGACAUGAUGAAGAAAGGGGUGAAACAGAUCCCCUCCUACAAGUUUUUGCCUCUCAUGUAUCAGCUGGCUGCACGCAUGGGAACCAAGAUGGCAGCUGGCAGCACUGAGGAUGCGGGAUUCCAUGAUGUCCUUAACAAUCUGAUCUGCCGAGCAUCACUGGAGCAUCCUCACCACACGCUCUUCAUCAUCCUCGCCCUGGUGAACGCCAACAAAGACGAGAGCUUCUGCAGGACGCGGGCGUCCAAGAGCGCUCCACCGCAGCCAUCUCCAUUCGACCUGGAGCGUUCGGACGUGGCCCGGAAGAUCAUUAACAUGAUAAGAAAAAAGAGAGCGGAGCUGAUCCGUGGGAUAGAGUAUCUGUGUGAUGCCUACAUCACUCUGGCUUAUAUGGAUGCCAGCAAGCACAAGACUGAGAAGAAGGCUAUUCCCAUCCCUGCAGAUCAGCCCAUCAUGCAGAUCAAAAACCUGGAUGAGGUUGUUAUCCCCACAGUAGAGAUCAAGGUGGAUCCAUCCGGUUGCUAUGACAACCUGGUGACUGUCCAAGCCUUCAAGCCCCAUUAUCACCUGGUCGGAGGAGUCAACCUGCCCAAGAUCAUAGACUGUGUUGGUUCUGAUGGAAAGAGCAAGAGACAGUUGGUCAAGGGUCAGGACGACCUGCGGCAGGAUGCAGUGAUGCAGCAGGUCUUCAGCAUGUGCUCCAUGCUGCUGCAACGCAACACGGACACUCGCAAGAGAAAGCUCAACAUCAGACGAUACAAGGUGGUGCCGUUCUCGCAGCGCAGCGGCGUGUUGGAGUGGUGUUCAGGCACGGUGCCCAUCGGGGAGUUUCUGGUGGAUCCCAACAAAGGAGCACACAAACGCUUCCGGCCUCAAGACUGGACCAACUUAGCUUGCCGCAUGAAGAUGAUGGAGGCGCAGAGACUUGCAUUUGAUGGGAAGCUCCAAGCCUACAAUGAGGUGUGCAAGAAAUUCAGGCCAGUCUUCAGGUUUUUCUGCAUGGAACGGUUCCUGGAUCCUGCGGUGUGGAUGGAGAAACGGCUGGCCUACACCCGCAGCGUGGCCACCUCCUCUAUAGUUGGCUACAUCCUAGGUCUGGGAGACAGACAUAUCCAGAACAUCCUGGUUGAUGAGCAGACUGCUGAACUGGUGCACAUUGAUUUAGGCGUGGCUUUUGAGCAAGGCAAGAUCCUCCCCACCCCAGAGACUGUCCCCUUCAGACUCUCCAGAGACAUCGUGGAUGGGAUGGGAAUCACUGGAGUGGAGGGAGUUUUCAGGAGGUGUUGUGAGAAGACCAUGGAGGUGAUGAGGAGCUCUCAGGAAGCUCUGCUGACUAUUGUAGAGGUGCUGCUGUACGACCCUUUGUUCGACUGGACCAUGAACCCUCUGAAGGCCUUCUACCUGCAGCAUGACGAGCAGCAAGAGCUCAACGCAACGCUCAGCACCACUAUGGGCGGGGAUGAUAUAGAUAACCACCGUAAAUCCAGUGACAGUCAGAGCUUCAACAAGGUGGCGGAGCGAGUGCUGCUGCGGCUGCAGGAGAAGCUGAAGGGGGUGGAGGAGGGUACGGUGCUUAGCGUGGGGGGACAGGUCAACCUGCUCAUCCACCAAGCGAUGGACCCCAAAAACCUCAGCAGACUGUUUCCGGGCUGGCAAGCCUGGGUGUAGACACCACCUGAGUAAACCCUACUUCAGCUAAUAAGAGGAAUCGAUAUAUUUUUUCACUAUAUGAUCAGCUGAGGUGGUUGCUCAGCUGAUUUCAUAAUUUUCACAGAUGAGCCUUGGAACAUAAACACAGUUCAUUUCUGGGUCGAACUUAAAAACAUUUUCUUGGUUAGUUUUUAAUUUCUCCUUCAUGAUCAAAAAAGGACCUCCAUAGCUUUGAAUAAAUGAAGUUUUCAUAACAGACAGUCAUUUUGAAUCUUUAGCUUCUACAAACCUACCAAAGAUCACUCAUUCUUUGCUGCAGUUUACUGUGUACUGCAAGAUCCUGAAGGGAUUUUAAAAGAAACCGUGGUGUCCUGGUUUAAAGGAUGACACAUUUACUGUAAAGUCUAGAUUGUUUCUGUAUUUCACUUGAUUGGAAUGUGAAUGUUUUGUCUUGUCUGGAGUCGUGAGCAUUUGCCUAUGAAUUGCCGAAACUCUACCAUGAAUGUAUGAUAUACUUUUAAAUGAAGUGCACUUGAAAUGCCAUUUAAAUCCUUUUAUCCAGCAGGGGUUUGUUUCGGUUCAGCUGUUCAGGUCUUUUAGUAGUGGAUUACUGAUUAUUUAGGUAUUUUAUAAAACCACUUCUCAUUUAGAAAUGUAUGCGUGUACAGUUUUCAGCUAUUCAACAGCAACUUUACAAUUUACAUGUUCUGUAGAAGAUUCUGCUCUUCAAAAUAAGUAUUAAAUAAGCAAACAGCAGUAAAAAUAAA